Messenger RNA from Selaginella moellendorffii, 1137 nucleotides. RefSeq names its product aspartyl protease UND-like. Gene Ontology annotation, molecular function: aspartic-type endopeptidase activity. The coding region runs from base 1 to 1137 and encodes 378 amino acids. Gene Ontology annotation, biological process: proteolysis. The record is from RefSeq and is a predicted model, not a curated record. The transcript has a single exon. NCBI's taxonomy places the organism in Eukaryota, Viridiplantae, Streptophyta, Lycopodiopsida, Selaginellales, Selaginellaceae.
AUGGCUCCUUUUCUCAUUCUUCUUGUGUUCUUUCUAGAGGUUUCUACUAGCCAGGGGAUUAAAUUGCCUUUAUGGAGUCUUAGGAAGUUCAAUACAACAGAAGUAAAUUCUAUCCACUUUAAUGAAGAUGUGGGGGGCUACGUGACUGUGAUCACAUUCGGGAGUUUGACCAACAUGCACAGCCAGCUCAUGAACUUUGAUUCAGGAUCAGAUAUUUGCUGGGUGCCGAUAAGAAGUUACAAACGUCGCCAGCAAGCACUCUCUUGCCAAACCCAAAUCUGUAAGAACAUAUUUCACGGUGAUUGUGAUUCUGCAAAUAGGUGCAAGUUUGAUGUAGCCUACGAUAGAGGCAAUGCCAGAGGAAUCAUCAUAGAAGACUCUGUAAUCCUCCCAGGAGCUCGUAGCGGCCAGGAUUUUGUCCCACAAAACCAUUUCUAUUUUGGUUUUGCUCAAUCUCAGCAGGGUUUAACAGCAGGGGUGGGCGUUCUUGGCAUGAAUAGGGGUUCAUCGUCAUUCAUUUCCCAAUUCAGGGAUGCUCUAGGGGGGAAUGUCUUUUCGUUUUGCAUGCCGAUCGAAACAUCACUUUCAACCAUAGCGAAUGACGAUGAGCAGGAAUUUGGGACUUUAACUCUUGGUGAUGAUGCAAGGCGAGUGAAUGGUUUAGCGACGGUUCCUCUUCGCGAGCGAGAGGAAGACAAAGGCAUGUUUUUUGUGACGAUUGUCGGCUUGACUAUCGAUGGUGAUUACAUCGCAAUCGCUCCACAGCUCCUCCUGAUUGAUACCGGUUCUACAUUCACAAGCCUAACACCAACAAUCUACACUCUCGUCAUCCAGAAAUUUCAAAACUUGCUACCAGGAAGGAAGAAAGUUAUCAGCCAAGCCAUGUGUUUUAGAGCUUGCGAUUGUGGCCCGGUUGAAGACAUUCCAAAACUAGCUUAUCAUUUCGAUAACGGGGUUCAUAUGGAAUUAGUACCCCACAACUUAUUUGAUCGGCAGGGUGAUUUCUGGUGUUCUACAAUUAGGAAGGGAGAAACCAACAUCCUUGGUCUUGCUCAUCUGAUGAACAUUUUGGUUCUUUUGGAUUCUGAUAAUAGUCUGUUUGGCUUCAAGCGAAAUUGUAUGGGCUAUGCUAAAUGA